Messenger RNA from Schistosoma turkestanicum, 1263 nucleotides. NCBI's taxonomy places the organism in Eukaryota, Metazoa, Platyhelminthes, Trematoda, Strigeidida, Schistosomatidae. The record is from the annotation of a GenBank genome assembly.
CUGCAACCUUCACCGCUUGUUUUGAAAUAGUUGCAGUCAAGGAUGGUUUCUGAAAGUGCUUCCACUUUCACUUCUCAAAAAGCAAAAGUUGAUGAGUUAAUGAAGGUAGACAUAUCAAAAGGAGACUUAUGGUAUAUUCUGUCUCUUAACUGGUGGACAAAGUGGGAAGAAUUUGUGGACUCGGUUUCCAAAAGUGGGAUGGUGGAUGACACUUCGGAAGAAUAUCCUGGAAAAGUUGAUAAUAGUGAUAUUUUAAAUGGUGAAAAGUUGAAGGAAAACUUGCUCUUGGAAAACGAUAUAACGUUAGUACCUAAGGAUGUGUGGAAGCUGUUCGUUGAUUUUUAUGGUUGUGUACACACAAAUACUUCAGUCUUUGAACGACGUGCUAUCCAGACUCCCAAGUCAGCAGAAAUAGAAAUAUAUCCACCUCAUUAUUCAUUUUACUUAAAUCCGUUAAAUUCAAGUCCAACGUUCUUGUUCGAAGGAGUAUAUUGUAAAUUCCAGACAAUACGAGAACUUAAACUGUUGGUUGCACAACACCUCAAAACUGCACCUAGUGUAACGAUUCACUUAUCAAUACACAAUGAGCAAAAUGAAUUUGAAGAACUGGAGGAUGAAGACGCCACCAUAGAAGAAGCUAACUUGGAGCGUGAAAAAGUUAUUUUUGUUCAGCUGGAACCCAGAAAUGGAAUGCGCAAUGACAUUUACGUAGAUAGUUCACGUGUAAAGUCAAAUGACUCUAUAAGAUUUGGAUCUGAAUCACAGAUGAUAUCUUUACAUGAAUCGGGUCCACCUUUAGUACCAGGAGUUUGUGGUCUCAAUAACUUGGGAAAUACCUGUUUUAUGAAUAGUGCUCUUCAGUGUAUGUCCAAUGUUCCUGCAUUAACCAGUUAUUUCCUAAGUGGCAAGUGGAAGUCAGAACUAAAUAUACGUAAUCCUCUUGGGUCUCAAGGACGAAUCGCUACCGCUUAUGCAGAUCUCAUUAAGCAGCUUUGGUCAGGGACUCGAGCAUAUGCUGUGCCUCGUGAAUUUAAGAUUGAAAUAGCACGUAUUGCUCGUCAAUUUUCUGGAUAUGCUCAGCACGAUACUCAUGAACUACUUGUGUUCUUAUUGGAUGGACUUCAUGAGGAUUUAAAUAGGAUACACUCCAAGCCUUAUAUCGAAGUGAAAGAUUCCGAUGGUAGACCAGAUAUGGUGAGCUUAUCCCCUAUUAUACUUAUUGAUUAUAGCGUUUCCAUUUCUUUUGUUACUAAAUCAGUUUAA